This is a messenger RNA of Gigantopelta aegis, 3416 nucleotides long. RefSeq names its product suppressor of fused homolog. Gene Ontology annotation, cellular component: cytoplasm; nucleus. The transcript has 10 exons. Gene Ontology annotation, molecular function: transcription factor binding. Lineage: Eukaryota; Metazoa; Mollusca; Gastropoda; Neomphalida; Peltospiridae. The record is from RefSeq and is a predicted model, not a curated record. Bases 1 to 1359 code for a protein of 452 amino acids.
AUGGAAGGUGCCUGUUCUCAAAAAUCUAACACUAACAGUGACACUGGCGAUCCUGCAAACAUUUCAGACGAUUCUGACGAACUCGAUGAAUUUGACAAUUGUGGUCUUGAAGCUAUUAAUGAUGCUUGCAAAAUUAUAUAUGCAGAUCAACCUAAUCCACUUCAGGCAAUUGCAGUUAAAAAAUACUGGAUGGGUGGGCCCGACCCACUUGACUUUGUGAGCAUGUACCACAAUGAGGGAGACAGCACAAGGAACAUUCCACCUCACUGGCAUUAUGUCAGCUAUGGCUUCAGUGAUCUCUAUGGUGAUGGCCGAGUACACAGAAUGGGUUCAAGAGGAGAAGCAAGUGGGUUUGGUUUUGAGUUGACAUUUCGGUUGAAGAGGGAGAAAGAGGAGGAGGAACCACCCCUGUGGCCACAGAAUUUGAUGAACAGGCUGGCUAACUAUGUGUUUCAAACAGGAAAUGUCCUUCUAGUUGGGGAUCACAUUCCCUGGCACAAGCCCCUGGAUGGUACAACGUUUUCACAUGUUCAGAGCAUGCUGAUAGCUGAAGAUCCCCAACUUUUCGACUUGGACACACCGUAUGGAAUUGUCGAGUUCAGGCAGAUUGUUGGUGUCACCAGUGAUGAGGUGAAGGCUGCUCAGAAGUGGAAGGGAGCUGGAAUCUUGGAAAUGCUGAUCAAUCAUCCUCAAGUCGGGCCCUUCUUUGUGACUGACCUGUCGAGAGAGAAAUCUAUAUUUGAUCAAGAUGCAGGGUUAUUUCAACUGGUAAAUGAAGGGGUAGAGAACGAUGGAUCUAACCUUGGUCAUGUGACCGCAGUGUGUACGUGGACAAAUAUCAGUCAAACCUCAGAGGAAUCUGUGAGAACGUCACAGCAGCUUGUUGUUGGUGAUGUGGAAGGAGCAAGUGGAGGCGUCCCAGGAGAGGACAAGGAGAAUGAAGACAUCAGUCCUCCUCCACAGCUUGUGGACGCUGUUCAUCUUUACUUUGAUGCCGAGGCGGCAGAACUGUUACCUUUGGUUGCCAGAGCAAGAUUAAAAAAAGGUCAGUACUUUAUAUUCCACAAUGCAGAAAAAGAAGCGAUUCACUUCAUUCCAGCCCAGUCCAGUGCAGACGUCACUUUAAUGGUGGAUGAUGCCAAUCCGAUGGUGGCCCAAGGGACGUAUAUUCAGAUUUUAUGUUCGCCAUCUUUCAUUGAAGAAAUGUCACAAGAGUUUGAAGGAUUACAAAUAAUAGAUGAGACUAUAGCCAAUUAUCCAAAAGAAUACAGCUUUUCCUCUCCAUGUGUGAAAGUGACUGUAGUGGCCAGAGGGACACAUGUACCGGUACUGGUCAAUGAUUCGGAGAUACUCCAGUGACAUUUAUAGUGUCAGUGCUUGUAUUCUACACUGGGUAACCUCGCAGUACAACAAGCUACAGCUGGUGUCUGAUGAGCUUACAGGAAUCCAAAUUGGGCAGAUGUGUGUUACCAUAUUACGGGCUCCCAUUUUUGUAGAGGGCGAACGCUGGUUUUUGCCCGAAGUACAUAAAAAUUACCAAAUUUGGAUAACAACAUUUAUUCAUAUUAGCAAUACUACCAAACAGCUAUAUCAGGUUACAAACAAAUCACUACGCAUUUUUACGUGAUUACAACUAAAUUUGAGCGUAGAAUGAUGAAAAUAUAUGGUAAAAAGGUCUCAGGUUAGCACAUUUUGCCUGAAUAUUGUAAUACAUUUUGCCCAAAUUUGAGGUUUUGCACCCGCCCCCCAUGUCUUGUAUGCUUAUGUGUGUUACCCAAUAAUCAAAAGUUCCCAAGAAAGCAUCUUAUAGAAAAAUGGAUGCAGGGUGUUAACAAGUGUUUCCUGAUCGAGUGCACACGGAAUGUUGAUUAUCUUGUGUUAAUUCAGCUGCACAGCUGGCAGCAGAUUAACAGUGGGCCGAUCUAAAUGUGUCACUGUUGAUUUAAACCAUAUUUAUUAUUAACACAAAAUAUUUAUGGUGUUUUCAACAACAAAUGAUUUGUUUAUUGAAAUAUGGACACAAAGACCUAUAUAUAAUAUAGGAAAGGAUUGUUCAAUAGGCAAUGCAUAUAUUAAAAGCUCUCUAAAAAAUCAUAUAAAACAUCUAAAUACAAAUAGCAGGAAAAUCCACAUACGGGGUUUUUUCACAUUUGUACUGAGGGUGUAAACACAUUACCUCUACUGAAUGCAUUUUAGAAUGAAAUCCUAAAAAGCAAAAAAUUUGACACAUAUUUAUAAUAGCUGUAUUCCACUACCACUGCCAAACCUCUGAUUAUUUCAUAUGAAAUUAUUGACAGUGGACAAAUAUUUACUGAUAUAUAAUACUAUAUAUUAAAUAUAUAUAUUCUGUUAAUAUUUUGAAGUUUGAAGUCCUUGACAAAGGACAAAUUAACCACAGAUUUAUAUCAAUUGUUCUACAGAUGUUCUGUAAAUAUACAUGCAAGUUGAUCUCACAUAAGCAUAUUUAUGUAUUUAAUUUUUUAUCGUGACUAUAUUCUAUUCUUGUGCCACAAGCUUGUACUGAAAUAGAGCAGACUUAUUGCAGCCGUUUUAUAAGUCUGCAAUAAGUUUGUUAUAAUCAUGCCUGUUCUUAGAGCAGAUCUGCAAUAAUGUUCUGAUGAUCUAACCAGAGUUCCUAUUGAGAACAGGAACCAUAUUCUCAAAGAUAUGUAAAUCUAAAGUGGUUGCAACUUUGAAUAGUAUCUUUAAAUUAACGCCAAAUAAAGUAGUUGGGAAGUAACAAUUAAUAUUUGUAAGGGAGGGGUUGACAGGGUAGGUUUGAUCAGGGGAGGUUGUUACCUGUUAAAGUUGUAUUGUAACACUUUAGCAAGCCAAUUUUUUAAGCGUCCAAAAUGUCUGUCAAAAUAUUUUUAUCUGUAGUUAGAAGCUGACCCUCAGGGCUCACCCUGGAUCAAAAAUACCUGUAGCUAAUUAUAUACAAACUGGAAUAAAUCUGAAUAACAAAAUGUCAAUGGGGGUAGGGGCAGUUAAUAUAUUACUUCAAUUUUUCAGUGGGGGUGGGGUGAUGCAUUAUCUUCAGGGUUGGAAGCCAGAAUCUCGUACACACACACACACACACACACACACACACACUUCUAAGGCCUAUGACAUUAAAUUAACAAACAUACAGAAAUAUGGGGGUGGGUGGAUGUUUAUGGAGGGUGUUGUUUUCUCUUCCUUUUUUUCCCAAAUAAAAAUUUCAGAGCUUUUUAUUUAAUAUAGAGGUCAUUUUUUCUUUAAAUAGCUAUCUUUAUGUUAGUUUGAAUUGCUUUUUGGGGGGCUUUUUUGUUCCAAGUAACCCAUCAAUUCCCCACCCCAAACAAUUUCAUAAUAUGUGCCAUGUUCUUGCUGUUGAUUUCAGCAUCAUGUUAAAUUUUUGUUGUGAUUUCUGCUUGCAAAAUACCUAGGUUAAGAAU